AUGACAAUGUCAAGCAAAAUCCUCACGCAAAAACUAGAAGAUCUACAGCCCGUGGUCACAGCAGGAUGUGUCAUUCAGUCGAGCUAUGAAUUAGUGGAAAACGGAAUAGAUGCAACGCUGUCAGAUCUCAUUCUUCCUGGAUUUGUGAACUUCUUUGGCCCGGGAUUAUGUGCAAACAUAGUCUAUAAGCAGGCAGAACUGUCAAAGGAGUCGCUCAUAUCGUAUUUUGUCGGGAUGAUUAUCUUUUCAAUACUCUCCCAGACAAGAUUUCUGUGGAUAUCAAGUGCCAUAUUCCCUGUGAUGGGUAAGGGCUUUAUGCUCAUUUCUCUUAAAAAUAACAACAAACCUUUCCAUUUGAUUGUGGGAUGGUUGAUGGCUUUGGAGAUGUCCGGAGUUCUCGUGCAGAAGCUGCUUUUUAACAAGAAAAUGAAGGUUACAGGAGACAAGGUGGGGGAAAUAUUCAUCUUGAUUUUGGGCUUGGGCUUAGGGAGGCUGUAUCGUCUUCCAGACUACACCAUGAUGGUGGUGGUUUUUCUCAUUGCCCUUGGGCCUUUUGUCCAGUAUAUACUUUCUCUGCCUCCCUUUUCUCAGAAGAAGCAGAAGAAGGAGAGAGCCAAAUAUCCAAGAAUCAAACUUCCAAAGCGAAGGGCGGCUCAAAAAGCCCAAGACACACUCAAAACGGGCAAGAUGAAAUAA
Molecule: messenger RNA, 696 nt
Organism: Encephalitozoon intestinalis ATCC 50506
Lineage: Eukaryota; Fungi; Microsporidia; Unikaryonidae
Exons: 1
Coding region: 1-696 (231 amino acids)
Source: RefSeq, a predicted model, not a curated record